Molecule: messenger RNA, 5036 nt
Organism: Gasterosteus aculeatus aculeatus (three-spined stickleback)
Lineage: Eukaryota; Metazoa; Chordata; Actinopteri; Perciformes; Gasterosteidae
Gene: mideasa
Product: mitotic deacetylase associated SANT domain protein a
Biological process (GO): regulation of transcription by RNA polymerase II; negative regulation of DNA-templated transcription
Cellular component (GO): transcription regulator complex; histone deacetylase complex
Molecular function (GO): transcription corepressor activity
Source: RefSeq, a predicted model, not a curated record
CGCCCAACUUUUUUUUUCUCCCCCCCCCCCCGUGUGUUUGCGCAGUUUCGCGUGUUCUGGAUGAAGCGAAACGCGCCGUUUGAAUUCUCCACGCUCGUUUAGCAAAGUCGGCGGAAAUACCAGAGCCGGGCCCGCAGCACGUCGCCGUUUUUCCACACGUCUCAUGCGCGGUCCACUCGCCGCUGCGGGGGGAAAGUUGUGGACGUUUCCUCCCCCUGCACCCCACCCCGCCGAGGCGCACGGUGUCACGGAUACAGCGUGCCACAUUGUAACUGCAGCGUUAAUGAGCCUCUCCAGCACGUCUUGAUUUUUUUGUAUUUUUUUUUGUUGUUGUUGUUGGAUUAUGUGCUCGUGGGAUUGUGAGGCACACGCCCGUUCGCCAUAUUGUGCGCAGUGAAACUCGAGUGAAAACUUGUCCCCGAGUUAUGACAUUUCGACGCGCGCGCAACCCCUUCAUGGAGCUGCAUGCAGUCGACUUUGAUCGGAACCAAAGUGACUCCAUGGAGCUGGCCAUGGAGAGUUCCGUGCACCAUUGAUAAGGUAGCGCAAACAACCCACACACUGUGUUUCGCUUAUUGCUCGCCCUUCCGCCGUGUUGCCUAACAGCUCUUCAGACGCUUCCUUAUUGCUGUUGUGUGUGUGUGUGUGUGUUUUUUUAACAUAACCCGACUGGAUAUCGCCCUGGUGGUUACACGAGCCCCCUUCGUUUCCUGUAUUUCUUGUUAUGCCAAAUGGCAGCUACACAGUAAGCGCCUCCUCGUCGCCGUUUUUUUUGUUUUUUUUGUUUUAAAUAAAUAAAACUUCUCUCGGGUGUCUUCGCCGUCCCGUCCGCAUGCACUCGGACGUAAACGUCCGGCCCCGUAACGAGGAUGAGAAGAAAGGACGGCAAACCUCAGAUUUGAUUCUGGAAGGAGGUUGCAUGCUCUCCCCCCCCCUUCCCCACCCUGCACUUUCCUUUUUGGGGGGAUUUUGUAUUUCCUCCCAAAUACCUCUUUGUGUACACAGUUGAACAAACAAUUCCUUCAAUCUCAGGCAUUGAAAAAGCACACUACAGAGGCAGUGACACUUCGCCCGCUCAGAGAUCAAGAUUGCGAGUUGUGACUCCCACACAUUGCCGUAUGUUACUAUGAGUCUUCCUCCUCAAGUUAAUGCUGACAAGAGCGGCAAGCAUCGCGCCGCGGCCAUGAAAGAGCCCGUGCAGCAUUCAGGAGAGGUUUAUUAUGCUAUGGGACCUCCGGCGUUAGAGUCGAGCCACAGUGACUCUGCCAGCGGUUCUGGUGUUUACAACCCCGAGAAAGGGCCUCAAAGUCUACCGCACUAUCAACAGGCUGCUCCAGUAAAGUGGAUGCACCAGGACUCCGCGCAGGCCCCCGGCUGGUCUCAGGAAGCUCCUGUUCAAGCCUGGGGCCAGAACUUUGGCCCCUACAUGGGCGGGGUGAACGUCAGGGGUCAAAUGGCCUUCCACAAAGGAGUCCAUGAGGGUGUAGCUCUGCCAAUGGGGGGAGAAAAUCAACUCCCGGGACCCGUUGAGGUUUACAGAGAUGCCCCCCAGGCUCCGGCUCAGGGGAGGGGGCUCGAGUGGGAUCAGCACACUGCGGCUGCGAUGCACCAGGCUCAGCUGCAGGCUUACCAACACGCCCACAAAGGCGUGGAGCUUCAGGGUCAGACCCACGCACCUCCUCACACUUUGCAGGGGUCCAUGCUGCAGCCCUUCCAGGCAACAUUUAGGCCCAGCAAGCAACAGUUUUCAUCAGGUUAUUACUCUGUUUUUCCAGGCAACAAGGGAAUGCCGAAUCUGGCGUACGCCGAGCAGCCUAAAACUCAACAGCAGCAGCAGCAGCUGCUACAACAGAUGCAGCAGCAGCAGCAAAUGCAUCACCAUCACCACCAGCAACAGCAACAGCAACAUCAGCUGCAGCAGCAGCAACAGCAGCAGCAGCAGCAGCAGCAGCAUCACAUUCAAUUGCAACAGCAGCAACAUUUGCAGCAACAUCAGCACCAACUCCAACGGCGUCAAAUGCUGCAGCAAAUGCAGCAACAAUAUCACCAGCAACAGAUACAGGAGCAACAGCAACAAAUACAGCAAAUGCAUCAGCAGCAAGUGCAACAACAAAAUGUGCCACAGCUAGAAGCGGCACAACUACACGCGCAACCAAAACCGCAACAAACAGCAAACUUUGUAACUUCUCCCCCUCCCGAGCACACCCCGCCCGUUGCCGCUCCUAACAAGGAGGACGUCCAGUCGCUGGAGAUGCCGCAGGAGCCAGCGGCUCAAACGUGCGACGCGACCGUCGCAAGUGAUCCGUGCGCUGAAAAGCUCACCCCAAAUCCAGAGGAGCCCUCGGAUGCACAGGCUGCCCCUCGGCGUUCACGCCGCCUCUCCAGAGAAGGACAGUCCCCGCUGGGACCCCCUUCGACCAACAUCUGGUCUCAAGCGUCCAAGGAUCCUCCGUCAUCCCUGAACGGAGCAGCGGGCCCGCAGGCUGCUAAAGGAGGGGAAGUGACAACGGGAGGGGUCAUCCGUCGGAGAAGGAGGGCGUCUAAGGAGAUCAACUUGGAGACUUUAGCCCAGAAGGCAUCAGAAAUGGAGUCCCUGCCGGCAAAUAUGGUCAAGCAGGAGGACGGUUCCUCGGGCCGACAGGCCUCCAUGGUGCCGUUGGUCAUCCCCGUGUCGGUGCCGGUGCACAGGAGUCAAGCGGAUCCUCACGGGGGCUGGACUCCGGGACGACUCGGCGAGCGGCCUGCGGGGCCGUCUGAUCACAAACCUUCUGUCAUCGUGGCUCGUCGGCGAUCACUCAGAAACUCCAUGGCCGAGUGUUUUGGUCUGGAUGGGGAUGGGGAAAGCGACCCGGGCCUGGAUGAGGAUGGAAAAUCCAAAUUUAAGCGCCGACCCCGACCAGAGCCUCUCAUCAUCCCGCCGCACAAACCAUCCACCUUCAUCCCGCCGUCCCUCUACUCCAGCAUCUCCUCCUACCAGAGCAACCUGCGCUCCCCCGUCCGCCUGCCAGACAACCCCCUCGCCAUGCCCCCGUACACGCCUCCGCCCAUCCUGUCCCCCGUGCGCGAGGGCUCGGGCCUCUACUUCUCCGCCUUCCUGACCAACAUCGCCGUGAGCAACCAAAUCCUGCCCCCCCCACCUACGCCCAAAUCCGCGACCCGCAGUCUGUUGCGCUCGGCGAGUUCAGAUAUCACACCUCCUCUUCUGCCCUUGAUGACCGAUGCCACGCCUGCUAGCCUUGAGCCACGUAUCAACAUCGGGCAGCAUUACCAGGCGGCAAUUCCGGAAUUAGAGGAUCGUUCUUCCUCCCAGUCGGCCCAGGACAAGGCUGACUUGGUUUGGCGCCCUAUGGACGACUCCCACCUAAAACACGUGGACGAUAUGAUGAACAUGGCUUGUUGCAGUGUGCUGAGGGGCGGAGGAACCAACCAGGAGCUGGUUUCACACUGUUUACAUGAAUGUGGAGGAGACUUCCUCGAAACACUGGAACGUUUGAUGCUUCAGGACCCAGUUUUCCCCAAAGAUCAUCCCCUGGCAGGUUAUCACUACUCAGGCUCUGAUUGCUGGACUGCGGAAGAAAAGUGCUACUUCAACAAGGGGAUCUCUGCCUACAGGAAGGACUUCUUUAUGGUGCAGAAAUUGGUGCAGACAAAGACUGUUGCUCAGUGUGUGGAAUUUUACUACACAUACAAGAAGCAGGUGAAAAUCGGUCGCAAUGGGAUUUUAACCUACGGCCCUCCAGAGUCUCCUCUGGAGAAGCACACGGAGGUUCUGGUGGAUGUUAAGAAUUCACAGCGGACAAAAUGUAUUCAAGGCGACGCUGAUGACAAUAAGAGGGAUGUUUCCUACGACAGCAGCCAUCAGGCGACGGUUGCUCGGUCACUACAGGCUCAUGACUACGCAGGAACAGUGCUGGUGAUCAAAGAACCAGAGCCGGUGAACAAGGAGGUUCUCCACCCGUCUGCACCUCAUAGGCCUCCAGCCGAGCCCGCAGCAAAGAAGAGCAGAGCGCCAGCGAAGCCGCCGCCGGACCCCGACGCAGUAUUUCCAUGCAAGAAAUGUGGCAGGGUGUUUUAUAAAGUGAAGAGUCGAAGUGCCCACAUGAAGAGUCAUGCGGAGCAGGAGAAGAAGGCGGCAGCGCUGCGUCAGAAAGAAGAGGACGAGCAGGCAGCUGCCGACGCUCGGGUCAGGAAGGCGGCUGCGGCAGUGGCUGCGGCGGCAGAGGCAGCUAAUCGGGGAGGAAAUGGCAUCGGAGAGUCGGAGGAGCCAGAUCUCAGCAGCCAGGAAGACUCGUCUGAGGGAGAGGAUGACAAGGAUGAAGACUGGCACUGAGGGACACACACAUCUGGAGAGAAACCUAUUGGAAGAGGGAUUGAUGGGUGGAGAUGGAGGUUGAAUCGGAAGGGGGGAGGAAAAGUAAUAACAACAACAACAACAACGUCCCGCCUCACAGAGAGCAGAAUAAAGUCCCCCUACUCUGAGUGACCGUAAUCCACCAGCCAGCCAGUCACACUCCACAUCGACAUUUUGUGUCUUUUAAAAUAUUCAGAGGAUGUUUAUUUUUUGUAAAUGCACUUAUCCCAUAUGCUUCUGCUUUUGCCAAUAUUGCCUUUUUAUAUCCAUUAUUUAAUUGAAUUUAAUGUCAAAAUAUUAUACAUUUUCAUGGUGUGGACUUAAUGGUUAUAUGAUGUUUCACAAGAUAAUCAGAAUGCCUGUUGAGCAACAAAUCAAGAUCAAAGCUAUCUUUCACUAAACAGUAUCACCCCUUACAAUAAAGAUUGAGUAAGAGCUUAUAUUUAUCUUUUUCUGAGGAAAAUGUGAUUGUGCAGAAUUUCCCCCAGAUUUUUAGGUUGGUUGUACAUUUAUUUUGUACAACUGAGGGAUCCUUUGAAAUGAAUAUGUACAAACGUUAUAUAUGAGAUGGCCAUAUAUUUAUGAUACUGCAUUUGUUUUACAAUGAUUUUGGUAAUAUAAAAACUAAUCAUGUCAGCUGCAAUAAGACUUGUGGAUUGAAAAGUUUAUUAAAAUCUAUUGUUCA